CCUCAGAACCCUCCGCGUUCCCUCAUUAAUCCAGCCGGGAACGGUGGAUUUAAUCCGCCUGGAAAUGGCGGGAUGGAGCCUAAAUCCCCUGGGAUUCAGCCUAAAAAGCUCCCGAAUCCAAUCUGCUGCUUCCCAUGGAUUGGGGCGGUACUUGUGAUGGGCGGGACGGUGACGUCAGUCCCUCUGGCCCUGGCCCCUUCCGGCGCCUCCCGAUCGCGUUCGGGCAUUUCCGCGAGCGCCGGGGCCGUUUCUGGGCCGGGACCGGCGCCUGUCCCGGGGCUCCUUCGCCACCGGAGCGUCCCCAAGGUGUCCCCGCCGGGUCACCAAUGAGCCAGCAGAACCAGAAGUUGCUGAAGGCGCUGGUGUCCGUGGUGGCCACCCUGGGCAAGGUGGCGGCCACCGUGACCGGGUCACACAGGGACGUGCGGCAGCGCGUGUCGCCAAAGUUCCUGCCCGCGGCCCUGAGGAGAUUCACCCAGAGCCUCCGUGAGACCCUGGACCACGGCGAUGUCGCCUCCAUGGGCCACCGUGGUGUCCCCUCCCUGGGCCAGGCCCUGGCCGCCCUCUGGGCCACCCCUGGGACCAACUGGGCCGAUGUGAGAGCCGCGGCCAAGGCCUGGCAGGAGUUGGUGGCCGCGCUCAGGGAGAGAUGGGACCGGCUGCAGGAGGAGGCAGAUGAGCUGCGCAAGACCUGCUGGGACGCGACCCCCUCCUGGGCCAAGCACCUGUGGUUAAAGGCCACCUUCAGGGAGAGGGGACAACCUGGGGACAGCCUGGAGGCCACACCCUGGUGGCUGCCGGUGACCCUGGACAGGGUCGAGGGGGCCUCGGCAGGGGCCACGCACGAUGCUCAGGUGGCAGCGGCCACCAGUGAGGAAGAGGAAGCUACCAGCGAGGCCAUGGAUGAGGCCGUGGUGGCCACCAGCCGGGCGAGGGCGGCCACCUGGAGGGGACAUUGGGCAGUGGUGGCCCUGGCGCCGCUGAAGCGUCUGGUGGACGCGUGUGACAAAGCCAUGGAGUUCACCUGGGACAUGCAGACCCAGCUCGAGGAGAUUGAGGACACCCUGAAGUGGCCAGAGCAGAUGUCCCCCAAUAUCCUUGAGGCCUUGGUGGCCGACGUGGCUGAGUUUGAGCGUCUCUGGGAGGGCAGCGCCCGCCUGGCCACACAUCACCUGCUGCCGACGCUGUGGGAUAUCCACAACCUCCUCUUGAGUCCCUAUGCUGGCCCAGGUGGCCCCGGUGGCCCGGGUGGCCCCGGCAGCCGCGCAGUGGCCAAGCGGUGCCAAAAAGCCAUCAAGGACAUCCCGAGGCUGCUGCAGAGACAGUGAUGUCACCACUGUGAUGUCAUCGGUGCAGUGAUGUCACUGGAGAGACUUGUGGACAGUUGAGUGCCACCAGCUCCUUGAGUGCCUGUGGUGGUUGGACCGGAAAUGGGAUUUCUGGGAUGCUGUGGUCACUACCAUCAGGCCAAUGGGUGCUGCACCCCUGGCAAGCUCUCUUUGGACUUCCGUCGGGAAAGGCUUUGGAUCUCUCCCCCUGUCCCAGCUGCCGGCUGGCCGGGGGGAGGGGAAAAGCCACGAGGCCAUGAGGUAGGCCCAGCCCAAGGAUGGAGGAGUGCCAAGAGGAAGAGACAUCAGGCAGCUCCCCCCAGGGAAGAGAGAGAGAGAGAGCAGCGUCUAAAUUCGAUAGUGAUGUCUGAAUUCGAUAGCGUUGCUGGCCCAGCAGGAGAAGCGGGGGGAGUGCCUGGCCAGAACAGCGGUGGGAGUUCCGGUGGGAGUUCCAGAGCUCUGGGACAGGCAGAGACUGAAAUUUUUAACCCUUUUCUUGCAUGAUUGAGACAUUGCAAAAUGCUGAUCCUCCUGGAGCUGAAUGAGAAGAGAGAUAAGAGAUGAGAUAAGAAAAGAUAGGCCUGAAGGAAGUGGAGAAAACUGACUGAGUGGGGGGAGAGAUGACAGAGUGGCCUUCUGGCUGGACUUUCCUUGUGUGGCCAUAGACUGAACCAGUUUUUUUCCUGUGACACAGAGACUGCAUUUAGGGGGAGGCAGUGCCUCAGAACCGGGAGGGUUCAGUGUGGGGACCCCUCGGCCCCAGGGGGUGAAAAACUGGGGGGGGAUAGAUGUCCCCAAGGAGAGACUGUGCCUUUUUGGAGUGAGACAAGACAUCCUUGAAAGACAACCCUAGAGGAAGCUCUGGUCCAUGCACAGUGGUGAGAGCACUGGGCAUGGAAGGAAGGUGUCACGAUGGCAAAGGACUUUCCGGGCGGUGCUGAGUGACAUGGGAGCACACGAGGUUUCAACGUGUUUCCAGGGGAAGCCUAUGGUGCAAGAAGGACUCCUCUCCUCUUGAUGAACUGAAGGCUGAGUAUUCUAAAGGGUGGUGCUGGACUGAGAGUUGGUAAUUUUGGGGGAAUGUAUUGCAUUGGGAAAUUUGGUGGGGGGGAGGAGGAAAGUGCUUUUGUAAGGUUUUCAUAUUUUUUUUCCUUAUGUUUUUUUUUUCUUUCUUCUUUUCUUGUAGUUUAGUUAAUAAAGCUUUCCUUAUUUCUAA
This is a messenger RNA of Melospiza georgiana, 2544 nucleotides long. RefSeq lists its product as uncharacterized. The transcript has 2 exons. The coding region runs from base 135 to 1328 and encodes 397 amino acids. NCBI's taxonomy places the organism in Eukaryota, Metazoa, Chordata, Aves, Passeriformes, Passerellidae. The record is from RefSeq and is a predicted model, not a curated record.